AUGAAUCACUUCGACUUGGCCCUGCCCGGCCUCGACCAGGAUGUCUCUGGAAUCGACAACGACAGCCUCCAGUACGACAUUUUCCAGGACUGGGACGUCUUGAACGAGUUUACGCUUCUCGGCCAGCAGCUGGACGAGCAGCAUGCGCCCGCCGACGAGACAUCUGCCAGUCUUGAGCCCGGGGCUUUCCCUGUCGCCACCCAGGAAAACGACACGCUCGGGGCGACGCCAAUGUCGCAAACCGCUUCAACUCCAUACUUUCCAAGCCCCCCGGUAACCACGCCCUCGGACACUGCUGGUGCAAGACCGGGCUUCCCCCAAAGCGCUGUGCGACUUCUGCGCCAGUGGAUGACGGCCAACAGCCACUACCCGUACCCCACGCGCGAGGACAAGGAGAUGCUCAGCACCAUGACGGGUCUCAGCCAGACGCAGAUUGUCAAUUGGUUUGCCAAUGCGAGGAGGCGAGCCAAAAUGUCGGCGCCUCUGCGCGCACCCGCGUCUACGGCGGAAUCAAUCACGCCCAUGGAUAUUCCAGCGCGGCGCGCCACGCCCGGCAUCUUGGAAGGCCUGAACCCAAUGCAGCGCUGGGAAAACUCCCCGCCCGAUAAUGAGCCUGCUGAUGUCGCUGCCAUCCUGGGCGCUGUCAAGGCAGCUCGCAUUCCCGCCUCUCCCAGUGAGCGCUCCUGUCUCACGCCAGCAUCACGCUAUUCCGACGACAGCUCCAGCGUUGGCUUUAGCAAUGGCUCCUCCCUGGGGAGAUACGACGCACCGUCUAGUGAGGGCUCUGUCCGAUCUGGCCGCUCGUCUCAAGGCGGUGUCUCUUUGUCUCCCUUUCCCGACAGCCACUCGGCAAGACGCAGACGCCGACGCAAGCGCGCCGGCCUGCCUACCCAUACGACAUAUCCCAUUACAACCCGAGGCGCAUUCCAAUGCACAUUUUGUGCCGAAGACUUUCAAACCAAGUACGACUGGCAACGACAUGAAAAGACCUGGCAUCUAUCCAUCGAUCGUUGGCCGAAUCCAGACGCGACGCAUUUCGAAUCACACAACUUCUCUCUCUGCAGCAGUCGAACACUGACCGAACGUACUUUUUACCGUAAAGACCAUCUCACGCAGCAUUUGCGCCUUGGUCACCACGCCAAGGUUCCGAAGGAGAGGCUCGAGACUUGGAAGGCAGCCUCACCAGAGAUUCGAUCACGUUGCGGAUUCUGCAAUGCCGUUCUGCACAGCUGGAGUGCACGCGUCGACCAUCUUGCGAUGCACUUUAAGAAUGGGGCUACAAUGGAGCACUGGACGGGAGAUUGGGGUUUUGACGAAGCUGUCCUUCGAACAGUAGAGAACUCUAUACCACCAUAUUUAAUUCAUUUAGAGAAAAUAUCGCCCCUACCGUACGUGGCAAGUAGCGUCUCACCGUGGACACCCAAUAGCCCUUACGAACUACUCAAUAUGGAGCUGGAAUACUGGAUAGCGAACCAUACCGACGACACUGGGAGCCCGCCAACCGAUACUGAGAUUCAACUCGAAGCAUGUCGUAUUAUUCGCAGCGCAGAUAUCAUUUCGACCGAUCUCGCUACUACAGCCGGUUCCUGGCUGCGGGAUCUCGUCAUGUCCUGCAAAGAAAUUACUCGCGACGCCAUGUUUCAGUCCGUCCGUGGUCAGGCAGAAAAUCGCAUGUCGACACUGCGAAUCAAUGGCAAGGAUAACAUCUUCCAAGACUGUGCGUUUGAGAGCGAACUGCGGCAGUUUACUCUAUCGCUGCCUUUAGGUGGCAAGGACGUGGCCAACUGGGAGCUACAGGUAGAAGCCGACCGCAUUCUACGACGCGCCCAGCAAACUUCCAUCUCCCACAAAGAUAAUGUGCUGAAUUGGCUGUUGCGGCUCACUUAUAAUUCGACCGAUUGGCUGGUAGAUUUUAGAAGGCGGCUCUUCCAGGCCGUGGAACAGGGCGAGAAGGCCAGCGAGAUUAGCCCACCCGCCGUUGGUGAAGCCAAUACACUCGAUCCGAAGGCUCUUGGUCUUGACACCCCGAUGAGUCUCGACCCGACGCAGCAAGACCCGACAAAGGAGCGUCAAAAAGCGGCAACGGCAAGCCGGAGGGGAUUUUACGAUCUGAAUGAUGCCAAUGGCUAUCGCCGUCUCGCGCGGGGCCUGGCUCGAUUUGUGGCGUCGUCCAUGUCGGACUGCAAUCCGAACAAGCACAUCCCGAGUGAUGAGGAAAUUCAGCAGCAAGCUCGAUGGCUGGAAUAUGGAGAAGGCGAUCCGUGGAAUCAGACGGCGGCGGAUCUUCCAGACUGGCUGGAGCGGUUCAAACGCGAUAUUGGGCUACUGCCGCGAGACACGGGACCAGGCUUGGGCUUGAUUAAGCGCACAACAUAG
This is a messenger RNA of Akanthomyces muscarius, 2376 nucleotides long. RefSeq lists its product as uncharacterized. Gene Ontology annotation, molecular function: DNA binding. The record is from RefSeq and is a predicted model, not a curated record. The transcript is spliced from 4 exons. NCBI's taxonomy places the organism in Eukaryota, Fungi, Ascomycota, Sordariomycetes, Hypocreales, Cordycipitaceae. Gene Ontology annotation, biological process: regulation of DNA-templated transcription. The coding region runs from base 1 to 2376 and encodes 791 amino acids.